UUCUUUCUAAUGUUCCCGUUUUUUGGUCCACUAUGUAUAUUGCCUCUCUUAUCUUAAUUUUUUGCUUGCCAUAUUUUGAGCAGGCUCCCUUUUCAGACUCGGCUCUAAUGAUUAAUUUUAAAGGGUCCAAGAACAUCAUUUCACUCUUCCCCACGUCUAGUGUUACAUUUAUUGGAAUGUUUUUUGAACAUUCUUUCCCAGUAGGCCUAAUCUUUAUUUUUAGCCAAUCUAUGGGGUAACAAGACCAAACUUCCAACCAUACCUGGUUGUUUUCUUCUGCUACCCAAUUUGCUUCGACGUAAGGAUUUGACAGUCGUUGUCGAGCAAUCAUGGUGGGGUCUAAUGAAGAGAGAAAAGUUAUUUCGGAUUGUUGACGGCACAUGAAUCUAGC
Molecule: messenger RNA, 391 nt
Organism: Meloidogyne enterolobii
Lineage: Eukaryota; Metazoa; Nematoda; Chromadorea; Rhabditida; Meloidogynidae
Source: the annotation of a GenBank genome assembly